Molecule: messenger RNA, 2744 nt
Organism: Chionomys nivalis (European snow vole)
Lineage: Eukaryota; Metazoa; Chordata; Mammalia; Rodentia; Cricetidae
Gene: Nkain1
Product: sodium/potassium transporting ATPase interacting 1
Exons: 7
Coding region: 293-916 (207 amino acids)
Biological process (GO): regulation of sodium ion transport
Source: RefSeq, a predicted model, not a curated record
AAGCGGCAGCCGCCGAGCGCUCGGGCGGCUGCCCCAGCUGGGCAGUGCUGCACCGCGCCGCGCCCGGUGCCUGCGGGGGCCGCUGCGCGCUGGCCGGCGCCGCGGGCGGGAGGUGUUCCGACGGCCGGCCGCAGACAAAGGAGACGCCGCGGAGCCCGAGCGGACCCCGCGCACCAUGCACUCGGGGCGCGGGUGGCCGGCCGCGGCUCUGGGGAUCCGGCCCUAGUCGCCGGCCCCGCCGCCCCGGGGCGCCAUCGGGACGACGCGGCCCCGCGCGGCGCGAGGAGGAGCCAUGGGCAAGUGCAGCGGGCGCUGCACGCUGGUCGCCUUCUGCUGCCUGCAGCUGGUGGCUGCGCUCCAGCGACAGAUCUUUGAUUUCCUGGGCUACCAGUGGGCUCCCAUCCUGGCCAACUUCCUACAUAUCAUGGCUGUCAUCCUGGGCAUCUUUGGCACCGUGCAGUAUCGAUCCCGAUAUCUCAUUCUGUACGCAGCCUGGCUGGUGCUCUGGGUUGGCUGGAACGCCUUCAUCAUCUGUUUCUACCUGGAAGUUGGACAGCUGUCCCAGGACCGGGACUUUAUCAUGACCUUCAACACAUCCCUGCAUCGCUCGUGGUGGAUGGAGAAUGGGCCCGGCUGCCUGGUGACUCCUGUUCUGAACUCGCGCCUGGCACUGGAGGACCACCAUGUCAUCUCCGUCACGGGCUGCCUGCUUGACUAUCCUUACAUUGAAGCCCUCAGCAGUGCCCUGCAGAUCUUCCUAGCUCUGUUCGGCUUCGUGUUUGCCUGUUAUGUGAGCAAAGUGUUCCUGGAAGAGGAGGACAGCUUCGACUUCAUCGGUGGCUUUGACUCCUAUGGGUACCAGGCGCCGCAAAAGACAUCGCAUUUACAGCUACAACCUCUGUACACGUCGGGGUAGCUUCUGCCCGGCACCUACCCGCGUACCUGGGCAACUGGAGUUAGAAGCCGCCGCGCUGUAAGGAGCUUGGAUCACGAUGGGCAGGCGCUCUCCUUGGCUGCCCACGGGCUGACUGCACCUUGCGCAGCCUCUUCUGGAUCUACCGCCCCUGGAGCAAAUGCGGACUGAGACUCAAACUUGGACUUGACCUGUCUCUGGCCAUGGCCCUUAGCAGCCGGACUUCAGGGUUGGGACAGGACGGGACUGGGGGGAGGGGGAAUCGCUGGGUUUGUAUUUUUUUUAAUCUCAGCCUUGGUACGUGCCAGGGUCUUCCUCUUUCUUCAGAUUCGCUCCUUACCUAGUAUUUUGCCCUCAGUUCAAACAGCAAGACAGUCGGACUCAUCCCCAUCUCAUCCCUCGUGUAUCUGCCCUGGGGAACGACACUAUGAACUAGGAGCAGGAGUCCUGGGCUCCAGCUGCAGGGGCAUCUCUGACAUCCUGCGUGACAUCUGGCAGAGCCUUUGCUCUCUCUGGGCCUCAGUUUCCCCACCUCAGAUAAUUAAAAUAAUCCCUGAGCAGAUGACACUUCUGGUGCGCUCAUUUCUCAAUUCCCUGGGCUACAGUGCAGAUGGGAAAACUGAGGCCCAGAGACGUGAAGUGACUCGUUUGAAGCCACACAGUAAGGCUUUAGUGGAGGCAGGCUUUGAAUCCCGCAGGCUCUAGUUUUAAACUCUGCAACCCAGGAUCUGGCCUCCGGACUUGGUUUACACGCCCCCUUGCAGCAUGGGCAUUCCCACACACUCACAUGCCAUCACCACCACUCACCAGCUCCACUCUUAAAGCAAUAUACCAGUUUCUUCUCUUGUUGGGAACCAGACAGACAGAGCCCAAAGCCUUGAGUUCAGCCUGACCCACAGGAAACCUUUGUAGACUCAGCCUGCCCUUCUUUGGCAAACCUUCGACCCUCAUCCUCCAGGAAAGCAGGGCCACCCCUCAUCCUACCCUCCAACAGGUCCUUAAGCCUGGGUCUCCUAUCCCUUCCUGGAGACAAGCAGAGAGGAGGCCUGUCCUCAUCACCUCCCUCCACAGAUGCCCUGAGGACCCUGUGUCCUGAGUACUGCUUGGUGAUAUGUCCAGAGAGUAGACGUCAGUGCCCCAUCUCUGGAACUGGAGCCUCCCUGACUAAGAAACCUGUUAGAGAGCUUGGGCAGUGAAGACAGUUUUGUCACACCGUGGUGACCACGCCCUUUCCCAUUCUCCAUUCCAGGCUUUCCUGAGCUAGGAUGACAAACCUACUCCACUGUCCCAUCCAAAAUGCUACACGGAACAGCCAGGCCCAGGAGCCCCUCUGGUCCUCACAGGUCCCUGGCUGGUGAGCCACAUCAGAGGGCGACAGACUUCCUUUAGGCCUGGCUGCCUCUUGCCACCUGCAGCCCUCGCUUCUCCCAUCCCUUCCCCAGGCCUCUUUCUACUCAAGGGUUUAGCCACUAAUGAUUUGAAGACUUUAGGUUUUAUAAGCCGGGUUUUGCAGGGGGACUGGGUCUGCUUCUCGGUGAGACCUUAUGGACUGGGACCUCCCUGGUAUCCAUGCAGGUGGUUUGAUUAAAAAAGGUGUUUUCUUCACUGUGUGCCUGUCCUGCCCUACGGUCAGAAAGGCCUCCAAAGGGGAAAGUCCCUGCCAAAAAAAUGGGCAAAGCUGGGUGGUCAUUUCACUUUUAACAUAGAUACAUACAUUUAUCUUUCUGUUUGAGACAGGGUCUCUCUUUGUAGCCCUGGCUGAUCCAGAACUCACUAUGUAGACCAGGGUGGCCUUGAACUCAUAGACGUCUGUUUGCCUCUGCCUCUAAAG